AUGCAGCAGUUACUACAACAACCUUCUGUCAUGCAACAACAACAACAACAACAACACAACCAACACUUUCAGACUCAAGUUGGGACAAUCAAUGUGAACGAUAGUAUUCCUUCAACUUUACAAACUAUAAAUUCCGGUUUGGGAAUUAUUCCUCAGAAUACUUCUUCUCUUCAGAAUGACAGUUUUGUUCAACCUGAAACAGACAAUCUUUCGAAAACUGAUCAAUCUCAAAUGUUAUCUAAUUCGGAACGUGCCUCACUGAUUAAUCAACUUACUGAAGUUAUUAUGAAUAAUGCAGCGCAAGGAUUUCUUUUAACCGGAAAUAAUUAUAUACCGCAGCCGUCGCAUGUUAACUCGUUGUUCAAUGUUCAACCGAUUCAACAAACAAUUCCAAACAAUCAUUUGUCACAGUUUCCAUUCCAACAAAUUCCUCUAUCUCAACAGCAAUUACAACAACAAAAUCAGCUGGGAAACGCGGCAUCAUUCAUUAAACCUAUUGAACGUAGGACAAGAAAGAAACUGAAAUCUAAACCUCGAUAUGUAUUGCGUGUAACUAAGAUAGAAAGAGAUUCUGAAAACUGUGAACCUGGUAAUCUGCGACCAACAUUCUAUUUGGAGAUGCCAGAUUUGAAUAAUCCGAAUGAAUUAUGGAAGAUAACGUUUCGAUGUAAUUUAUCCGAUACACCGGAAGAUAUAAAACUGUUUCAAGGAUCUGGUUACACUCCGGCAAAUGAGGAUAUUGAUCGUGCGGCCAAAGAAGCAGUUAUCAGCCUGCUGGAGGCUUUACGUAAUGAUGUUAACUCGGUAAAAUUAAAUCAGGAUUAUAUUUUCUAUCCUCGACCAUCUCCUGUUGGAUUAGAUCAAACAUUAUCAACACCUAGUUUAUCUAAUUUGCCUACCACCUUAUCGAAUACUACUGUAGUUCAGUCUGGUGCACCUGUUUUCACUGGUUUAUAUGGUGGAGGUGGGUUACAGAGUUCGAGCAGCGGUCUGCCUUAUUCCUCAGCAGUCCCACAUGAUGCUUCAGCCUUCAUGUCUAAUUUUGAAGAAGUUCAACCGUUAGAUUCUAAAAAUCAUGAAGAUGAAGAUGAAUUCAGUGAAAAUUCUAGACCCUUAUCUCCUGCUGAUAAUGGGAAUCAAACAAUCCAUUUCCCUUUUCAAACUAUAGUCGAUGGCAUUGAAUCACUAGGUAGUUUUAAAGCUCCUACAAGUAGUCAGUGUGCAUCGUACUUCACUGCUUCGUCUUCUGCUGAGGGUUUAUCUACCGUUGAUUCAGUUGCCAAUAGCAGGCCUAGGGGUGAUUUUGGGCAAUUUUCUGAGAGUGUUCUUGGAUCUGAUAUUUCAAACAACAAUUUUUUUUCACAAUCCAUGUUGCCGAUGAAUUUAAACUAUGUAAACGAUAUCUUAUCUUUAGCUACUGUUCGUGCAGAGAAUGGUGCAAACCUUAUGAGUUUUCAAGCAGGUCUAGAAGAAGUACCUCCACUUGCUCCACCUCAUACCAAUCAGUUAGCUAGUGGGUUUAUUGGAGAUUCAGGGUCAACUUCAUGCAAUGAGUCAACAUCUUGUGAUCCAGGAGUAAACGUUCAACCUGAAAAUAAUGCUGCCUACCAGUCAUAUGGCCCCCAUGCGUUGUAUAAUAUACCCCAUCUAAACCAUGUUUCUUGUAAUCAAGGUGGGGCCAGUUAUAGUUCUUCAUCUCCUUUUAAUCCUGAAGGACUAGUAAAUGUUACAAUAACCAUUCCCAGCUUUUUGGAGGCUACUUUACGAAGUUUGGUUUCCAAGUUGUGUUCAAAUCCUUCUCAUCCCUGUAUCUUGAUACCAACCUUAGAGUCUAAUGAUGCUUCAUCUGUUUCUCAUUGUUCUAGUGUGCGUGUGGUUGAUAUACCAGAAGAACACAUUUUUGUUGGUGUUCCUGGGGAUGGACGCAUGCCAUCUGGCACUUAUUUACGUAGCACAUUUGUAACAAGUGCCAAAAAUGAUAUUGAUAAGGCAUAUAUUCUGGUUGCUGAUACUCAUUCUGAUGAUACUUUUUCGGGGCCGCAUAUAUACAAACUCCCAAGAGACUCAGCACUCAUUUUAACACAUACGGGCAACAUUCAUUUGCUAGAUAGAGCUGCUCUUGUUGUCCCAGUGCGUUCAAUAGAUCAAAGUCACACUGUCAGUCCUCGAACCUCUCCUCAUCAUGAAUCUGGUACAUACCAUCCAACCGUAUCAUCUGUGUAUGUUCGUGAGUUGCCUAUUCCAGCUGAUGCUGAUGCAUUAAGUUUCGAUGAUGUACUUGCACUUCUGUUAGCCCUUCGUGAUGCACCUCAAGGUGCAAUGCAACCGUAUCAUUUAAAUUUGACUGCCGCAAAUGUUGACCAUGAAAAUGCUCAAGUUGAAUCCAAAACUACGAUAUUUGAUAGUGUUCCAGGAGCUGAGUCUUUAAGUCGUCGAUCAUCUUCAGCUACAACAGCGGUUCCUGCAACUCAGGGACACUACACUUCACAAGCACAACCUACUUCUUCGUCUGGAAUGACUACUAACCAACCACCACAAAAUUUACUGAGUCAGCAGCAACAAGCUCAAGGUCCACUUCUUCAGACAGGUGUUCAAUCAAGUCUUCAAUUUUCGAUCCCUGCAUCUGUUGGUCAGCAAUCGACCAAUAACUCACCGGGUCCAGUUUCUUCAAACAUCGCUGCUUCACGACUUUCUCUACCUAAUCAAAUACAGUCUUUCAUCCAGUCAAUGAGUCAACCAUCUCCUCUGCAGUCAGUUCCUCCAUCUGCAUUAGAAGCACACACAUCAUGUGGUACUGCGUAUAUCAACCAACCAUAUCCUUCAAAUGAUAUGCUUCAAUCAAAUCAGUCUGUGGUUGCACAAAAUCAGCUGUCUUUACCGGUGAACAAUAUAUACUCACAACAACAACUGUUGCAUAUGAAAUCAAUGCCAGAACACCUGUCAGUGACUCAUGUAAAUCCUGCAAGUCUGUCAAAUAUACAACAGCUAGGCAUACAACAACAGCCGACACAUGUACCAACCCAAUUGAUGCAACCGAAAGAAUUGCAACAGCAAUCAAUAGCUUCACCAAACACUCAGCAACUUAUACAACUAUUAUCGGCACUGAAUACUCUACAAACAUUAGAUCAAGUACCUCAACUCUUGUCGAAUCUCUUGAAGACUUCCAAUCAGGUUGUCAAUUCAUCUUCUAAAGCAACAGCAAAUUCUGGAGUUGUUGCCACUGGUCCAAGCGUAGGUGUAAUUCGACAUCAUAGACAAGCUUCUCCCCCAGUACCAAUACAAUCCACGACACCGUCUCAGUCACAAGCUAGUCAUAUACCUCAGAGACUGAGUGUUGCUAGCCCUCCAGUAUCCAAUAUAGGGGCAUGCGCAGCCAGUGUGAAUUCCUUGCCUGCACUAUUAAGCCGCUUGUUAGCUUCUGCGGUUGCCAACUCUGAAUGGUCAAAGUUUAGUGAGGUGAGUAAACUUCAAGGUGUUCAAAUGCGUCCUCUUUUGCAAACCAAUUUGUCAUCAGCUUCAUCUAAUGUGGACAGUCAGGAUGGGGUGAAUGUCCAAUCCAUAGUGAAGUCCUCAUCAGUCCAUUGUGGUGGUAUUCAUACACCUCAAACACCUCAACAGCCUUCAUUGCAGCAGCAGCAACAACAACAACAACAGUUACCUCAAAUGACAUCUCACCAACAACCGACUCAACUUCAGUCACAACUUCAGCAUUCAUCUUCAGUCAUGCCACAACAGCAACCAACCCAGAUGCAAUCACAAACACAACCUCAAACACCACCAGUUCCAACACCGCAGGUCCAAGGACAGCAACAAACUUCUCAAAUAUCUGGACAAGUUCAGCAACCUAACCAGGCACAACCAUUAACUCAGCCUACUCAAAUAAACCAGCAUCAACAAGCGGUUCAGAUUCUGUCUCAUUUGCCACCAUCACAGAUGCAACAGCAACAACUUCCGGUGAUAACUCCUCAAAUACAGACACAUCAAGUCGAUCAGCCACAGACAUCACAAAUUGCAACACAGCAGCAACCGAUGCAUCAAACUCAACCGGUGCAGUCAACAACGCAACAACAAUCUCUGCAGAUGCAAACCCAUCAACAGCCUGCAUCUCAACAACCUCAUAUAUUUCACCCUCCAAUAAACCAGCAUUUUCAACAGCCAUCACAGUGGCAACAACCACAACACCUAUCAAAUAUCAUGCCGAAAAAUUCUGCACCGUUACCAGGGAAAGACAGAAAUCAACAACAAUUAUCUUUACCUGCAGCUCAUUCUUACCUCAGUCAGAUUUUACCCGAGUUAGCGAACGCAGUCCGCCUACUUCAGCAGACAUCGGAUAGCAAUAGCGCUGGUUUGCUUCCUGUGGAUGUUCAAAAUAAGUUAAUUACUCUAUUGCAGCAACAACAACAUUCUGGGAAUCCCCAACAACAGCAACCGCAGUCCAUGCAACAAGCACAAGGUCAAGCUCAACAAUCAUCAAAUCAAGAUAUAACCUUCAAUUGUACAGGAAAUGUUACAGUGCCUUCUUGUGCAUCUGGAAAUAAUCAACUCUUAAAUACUCAUGCUAUGUCGACAAAUUCAAAAUUACCUGUUUCUUCAAAUAUGACUUUAAAUCGUUUUAUUGUUACACCGUCUAGUGUUUCACUCAAUACAUCUGUGCCUAAUCCUGUGUGCAAUCCUGUAGCUUCCAAUCCCUCUCAUGAGCAUAUGAUUCCUCUUGAUGUCAACAAAGAUGUUAGCAAAAUUGAUCAUCCUCCUCCUCAUCAUCAUCACCAUCAUGCCUCUGCUAAUUUACCAACAGAAUCAUCUAAUAUAGUUUCGACUAGACCUACUGUUAUUAGUUCGGGUGCAGCAACUAUAGCUAACAAAUUCACGGUGGCACCGGCUAGUCUGGAAGAUGAUGAUCAAACAGCUUCUUCUGUGGUUGCACAAACAUCUACAACCAACCAACAACAACAGGCACCACCACCAAGACCACCUAGACAGCAGCGUCCUUAUACUGGUUCUACACAUGGAGUGCAUACACCAAGUGAAUCAAUAGGACAGGGAUCUAUUGCUAAUGGUGGUGCAAAUGUCAAUAUGCCGUCCAAUAUGAAUCAACCUAUGCCUGUUACAACAUUGGCAAAUAUCAAUUCAGCUUCAAAUAUUCCAUCAGCAAACAAGGCAAUUCCUUUUAAAUAUCCAUUCAAGUUUCGCAUCAUUACGAAAUUGAAAAUGUAUCCUCUCAACUUGGUUCAUCAACUACAACUAUGCCUACUACAACACUGACUGCUGCUCUACCUCGAACUAAUAAUCCACACCAAUCUACUCUUUCAUCUAAUGUAACAAAUACUAUUUCAUUGAAUGCUGUUCAUUUAUCGACUACUAUUUCUGUUCCUGUUCCUGCUCCUAUUCCUAGUGUACUUGGAUCCCAACCUUCAACUUCAAAAUGAAUUCUUUCCUGGGGAUGAGUUGAAGUCGGUGUGGUUCCACCGAAAAUCUUUAUCAUAUCUAGAGAGUUUUUUUUUUCUUUCCUGAUAGCCUUUUUCUUGACACACAUUUUCUUCUGACACAAUCAUGUGAGUAUACCUGGUGUCUAUCUUCUUAGCUAAUUCAACAGGUAUUCUUGCCUCUCUUUAUCCUCUCUGUAAAUCGAGCUUCCACGGUUGUUUCACACUUGACUUUCUUUACAAAAAAAAUACACAGGAACAAGAAUUACUUCUUUUUCUCUGUUUUUUUUUCCUCCUGGUCAUCUUUGCCAUCUACAUACACUGUAGAAGAGAAGGAUGUUUUUGGUUGUUGUUUCUUCAUUACAUAAUCAUUCCAAAAUAAAACUGUUUCUUGUUGUUAUCAUAAGUUUGCAUGUAUCAACGUGAAAAACAGUUGUGUUCAACUGACUUUAUCAUUUAUCUCAUAGUUCAUGAAAACUAACGCUCAUGGCUGGCUAUGGUUAAUUAUUUGUUAGAAGGCGUUGUACUAUUUGAAUAGCUUCGAGUUGAAUUGGUUCCGCUUGCUUUCCUUCCUCAUUUUUAGUUCUGUUUCUCUUUCAUUUUUUUUUGGUUGCUAUCAUAUCGAGUUUUUUCUUCUUCUUGUUCAGUAUAUAUUAUUGUAUCUCUCAUAGGUGACUGUUCAACUGUUGCUCGAGUUUCACAGUUGUUUUGUUUUUUUUCUAAACGAAAAAUUGAAAUAAAGAAAUUGUUGAUC
This is a messenger RNA of Heterobilharzia americana, 6177 nucleotides long. The record is from the annotation of a GenBank genome assembly. NCBI's taxonomy places the organism in Eukaryota, Metazoa, Platyhelminthes, Trematoda, Strigeidida, Schistosomatidae.